Messenger RNA from Spirometra erinaceieuropaei, 7610 nucleotides. The record is from the annotation of a GenBank genome assembly. NCBI's taxonomy places the organism in Eukaryota, Metazoa, Platyhelminthes, Cestoda, Diphyllobothriidea, Diphyllobothriidae.
AUGGUUUCCUCGGAUGUCACGUCCCUUUUUACUUCUAUCCCGCAGGACCUGGCAGUCGAGACAAUCGAACUACUCCUACGAGAGAAGUACGACGAAACGGAGAAUCGCCUCGGACACGCCCAAAUCAUCCAGCUCCUGAAGUUCUGUCUCAAGACGUACUUUACAUUCGACGGAACAAUCUGCGAGCAGGUGAAGGGAACGCCAAUGGGUUUGUCGACUUCGGGACUCAUAGCCGAGGCAGUCCUUCAACGGCUGAAGUCGCUGGUUUUCCGACACCACAGACCGAAAUUCUGGGCUCGGUAUGUGGAUGACAUCUUCGUCGUCAUCGAACGGGAUCAGGUGCUGACUUUCAAAGAACCACUCAACGCCGUCUUCCCGGACAUUCAAUUUACGAUGGAGGAGGAGGAGGAGGAAAACAAUCAGCUGGCCUUCCUGGAUGUCCUCGUCUGCCGCAAAGAUUGUGGUGGCCUAAAAACCAAAGUGUUCAGGAAAGCGACAAAUACGACGCAAAUACUGAACUUCAAUAGCAACCACCCGAUCAGUCACAAACGCAGUUGCGUAAGGGCGCUAUACCGGCGUGUUGAGACGCUCUGCAGUGAAAUGGAAGACAAGGUUGCUGAAUUACAAUAUCUUCGACGGGUAAUGAGAGCCAAUGACUACCCGCGCAGCUUUGUCAACCGGUGCAUACGAAAAGGACACCAAAGACCAAAUCCAACUAGCCCCAAAUUUUGGCGGACUCUUCCGUACGUGAAGAACGUCUCGGAAGCCGUCAGUCGUCUUCUCACUCCACUUGGAGUUGGGGUUGCACACAGGCCGGAAGCAACCAUUAGGCGCCAAGUAAUAAGGCCAAAACACCCGCUGCCACGGCAGGAAACGUCCGGAGUCGUUUACCGGAUCUGGUGUAGUUGCGGACAAAGCAAUUAUGUCGGAGAAACUGGGAGAUUACUCCGUACGCGACUUGCCGAGCACGCAGCAGCAGUGAGGCGGGGGGACGCUAACUCUCAGGUGGCGGCACACUCGACGGGACCCGGCCAUAUUUUCAAAUUUCAAGAGGCCGAAAUCCUCGCAAGGGGUGACAACCGCGUGAGCCGCGAGCUGCUCGAGUCAUGUUUCUCAGGCCCGCAAUCCAUCAACAAACACAAUGACCUCCCGGUGCCCUAUUCCGUAUUGCGAUUUUCCCUGGGCGGGAGAAUCAGUCACGUGGGGAGGGCGCGAGUGAGCAAUUAUCACGGUGACAGUGAGCCAGUUUGCCGAGCAAUCGUCACACCAGCAUCCAGCACGGAUGACGAAAUCGCGGCCAUUAACAACUCGGACUCGGACCGCCAAGCCACCGCCGCAUCAAUUACGACCCCAGCGGCGAUUGUGAGAACUGUUAAUUGCAGUGCGCAUACGGUCCCACGGCAGCCACGUGCUAUAAAUACUGCACUCCUGUUGCCACCUUCACCUCUAUCUGCGAAUGUUUCUGAUGAUGGAUUCGAGUGAGAAUCCGAAAGGUCAGGCAAAUAAACUUCCUGUCCCAGUGAUCGCAUCUUUAUCUUCUGUAUAUGCUUUCUUUUAGUCGUUUGGUUGAGAAUCACGUCUUAUGUAUAUUUUAUACUCGAAAAUUAGUAUAAUUGGAUUUUAAAAUGUUUUGUAAUUGUGAGAUUGUUUAAGGUCGCGCAAUGUCCAUUCACAUAGCAUCGUACGUGGCCGUUAACCACAGCUCCGCAUGAAAUGUACUACAUAGUCCGCAUCCAUUGCAAGAAUUUAUGGACUCUAUAUGGUAUCUUUAAAUGGGAUAUAAAAUAUAUGAGAUUCUUCAUACGGAACGCAUACACAUUGCCGAGAGAAAUAACUAAACGCUAACGUAACGACUUAUCAGGCUCUAAAUUGUCUGGGAAUUAGAAAUGUUUUUAAAAAUCUAAUUAUAUUUCUUCUUAAAGUAAAAACUAUGAAGAAGACGUGAUUCUCUAUCAAACGACUGAAAAAAGCAUAUUUUUGCUCAUUGUUACUAUAAGAUAUAUUUGAAUUUGCAAGACCAUCGGAAAUCAAUCAGUAAAAUGCAUGCUACUUACGUAGUCAUUUUUUACCUAGUACGGUUUCUACAGAAGACUAAAAAGCAGUGCAUUCAGAAGUUGACAUCCUACCGAAUCCGAAGUAUUAUAGAGUAAUGCCACAAGAUAAUCAGUAUUACAGCCGCUCCUAAACCAUCCUUCCUAAUCGAAACCGCAUUUCAGAAUUUCAGCUAAUAUUUCAUGAGAUCGGUCACUCACUGUAUAACGCUCAAAUGCAGUCCCCACAACAAGCUGGUACUGUCGUGUGCGCCAUGUCGCGUGCGUUGCAUUCGUAUGCGGACAGCUCAACCUUCGCAGCUGUUGUACCGGUGCCAAUCUCAGGUUGCUUGAAACAGAUUUGUCAUCGUAUUCGGGUGUGCAGGGGAGGAGCGAGGAUGGAGAUGUUGCUAAAAAAACCUCUCUGUAAACCUAUUUCCAAGCAAGUCGGUGAUGCUGCAGAUGCUGCGUCGGACAAACGGUGAUGAUCGCCGUUUGCAACGACCAGACUUUCGAACCAUCAACUGUUCGCCGUUGGAUGAAAAAGUGAAUUGUCUGUGUAUCCAUAUCUGUAUAUAUCUGUGACACGGGAUUGACUAUUUCUGCCAUCCGGUUGGGGAUCCAGAUCUAACUGGCGCUCUUUUAUAACUUUUCAUCAUUGAGAGAAAUACCCAAUGACUUACUGGGACCGAAGUCAAACUUUUAAACAAACUUCCCCUAGAUUUCUCUUCUUAUUUCAUUCGUUUUUCCUACUUCUAAAUUAUUUUUCCUGCAUAAAAUCCACUUGAGCUGAUUGCCUUAAUUCUGCAGAAACACGAUACGUUUUCAAUGAUCAUUUGCGGAAAGCAAAUUUUCCAAAACAUUAAAAUGACACGUACUGAAGAAAAACAUUAAGACAGCGAGAAUAAGUAAGGAAAUAACUCAGAACCAUGCAAUGACAACCCUGAAAUCCACUAAUGCAUACAGAAGAAUCACAGAAAACAGCGGAUGAGGAAUUAGUAAGGAAACCGAUCGAAGAACGUGCAUUUCUGGAGUCAAAUUGUACGAUAUGUACCCAUAUGGAAUGUUGUUGGUCGCAGUUGCGAGUUGCUGAAUCAUGAUGUUGCUUAGAGUACUGGUUAGUCCUGUAACGUUAAUUGUCGGAAGCAGAAGUUGUUGAACCUGUUUACCCUUUAUGUCAAGUUGAUUUAAGUGGGUUGCGUCUUUGGAACUCACCGAAAGCCGUAUGACCUCAAAUAUCUGAUUGGCUGAAGUGGAGCGAGGAUUCAAACGGUCAGACACGGAGAUAUGGACUCCUGUACUACAGUUUGCCAUGGCCUAAAUUUUGGCGCUAACUGUCAGGGCAAAUGUUGAUGUUAAUUCAUGGUAAGGAACGGAAAUCUGUCCUGACUGGUACACAAUUGUCAUUUUCAUGCUACUAUUGAUCUCAGCAGGCGUAGUACUACUUGUGUAUUCUUUCAGAUCGAGGUGCUUCGCGGAAUACUGUGAUUAUGAUUCCCAGUUACGCCAGGUUUCGGGUUUUAUGCUUAGAAUUUUAUACGCUGGGCUAAAAUUAAGGUCUGGGUUCGAGUUUUGGGGUUUAUUAUUGGUAUUACUUUUUAGGGAGUCAUUCGGCACCCACUUCCCACAACUUUCGUCCACAGCUUACGCCUUAUUGGUCACAUUCUGGGGGGGUUCAGUUUCAAUGACAUUGACGGGGCCAUUUUUCGUGGAACUGUUUUUUCUGGUUAACAGCAGUGAAUAUGCGAAUUGCACGGUGUUCAGACUGAGAUUUAUUAAUAACCAAAACAAACAAGCAUAUUUACCUAUAAUGCUUGCAUAAUCCCUUACUUUUGGCACAUUCUUUACUGUUUUCUCGCAGCCCCAUUAGUAAAGGCCCUUUCAGCACGGUUUCCGUGCCAGACGCGUCUGGGCUUCCCCAUUUCCUGGCAGGGCUGAGUUUCCUAACCUUGCCCAGUUUUCUGCUAAAGUUAAUGUUGAUACUCGGAAAAUGUACCCCUUUCUUGCCGAGCUAUCUUGAGCUAUCUAUGUUCCCAGAUAGAUCGACUGAUCUGAAAGGAGACAUUUUCAACAAAACAUGGAAAUAUUUCCGUUAAGAUUUUCGUCCAGUGAUGUCCGAUGCCGAAUUUCCCAUCUUUGCUUUUUGUACUUAAUUCAUGGUUUGUAAAUCUGACGAAUCCUCUUGAUGAAUUUUAGUUUCGGAGAACUUGUCAGUCUGUUUGGCUGCCUAUAUUUAUGAAACAAAUGAUGUCUAAUGCUGUAGAGAUAUUUAAAAAUUGCCUUUGUUAACUUCAUGAGUCUAGGGUAAAAUUCUUUAAAAAAUACCCACGUAACUAGGAGGUUCAGGGCCACUCUUUCCAAAUGGAUUCGGCUCAAACGGUAGAAAAUAUGAGAAGAUUACUCAACUCAGUUUACUAACUGACUGCCAUUUCAUGAACUCAGGUUUGUCGUUCAGUGCUGGGCAAGGCCAAGUCUUUCGAAAAGGCAGUUAAUUAACACGCCUUUGCAUUUGUGCACCUCUUGAAUUCAGGCACUGUCACGCAGUCUCGGAGAGCCUGGAAAAAUACGCAGUUUUACACAAAACGGCACUUGAUUCAGUGGUCCUAAUGCCAUCGAUGGUCUUGCAGUUCAACAAUAUCCCGAGUGACAGCAAUCAAUAAACAACAGGCGCUUGCAGCUUGCAGCGGUUGCGGUGCGUUCCGCCCGUCUUUUCUUGGCUCUUACACGUCCAACGUAUUGCAGUUCCAUGGGUUUAGCUGAUAACUCACAAACGUCUCUGAUCGGCGUCAUUGCUCAUCAUCUUUUCCCUACAUUUGGCAGUACUGACGGCUAAUGAUCCUUUGCUGUUUGUCUAAAAUUCGUCUCAGCGACGAUCCGUCGGAGAAAAUCUCGGGGUUCCUUUCUCAUCCUUCCCUGUUUUGCCUCUUACCUCAGCGAUAAUCUCUGGCACAGAGUCUACUGCAAACAGCGAUGCUUAUCCAUCAUUUGUUAAGUCUUAGUGCUUUGAUGAACAGGUAGCUUGUAGUGUCUAUGAAGAGUGGCGGACGUAUAGCAGUUCGCUUAAAUCCAACUCACAAUACUAUUUUAAUCGCGUUAACGUUUCAUCUCCAACGCAGAAAUAUAGUUCAGGGGCUAACGUAGAUGUACUAGCUCAUGAAAUGUCAUCCGGCUUCUGCAAUGUGUUUUCGACUCAAGAGAUUACUUAAGUAGGGUUGUAAUAUUACCUACCAUGCAGCAUAUCCCCAUGAUAAUUCAGUUGCUUCAGGAUGUCAGCUUUUGAAUGAACUUCUUUCCGGCUGCCAGUAAAACCUGCAUCCUACAAAAAGUGGCUACUUAAAGAGUGUGGCUUGUUCUCAUUGAUUUUCGAUGCUCUUAAAAAUUCAGGUAUACUUUAUGGAAAAAAUGCAUAAAAUAUCCAUUCUUUUCGUCUUAGUCAAAUUGUAUACUUGAAGAAAGGGUAUAGUUCGGUUUUCAAAAGUUUCCCAAUUCCAAAGUAAUUUGGAACCCAACCUGCCAUUAUACUGGCAUUCGGAGUUUCUUAACUACGAGUUGCAUAUGUUCCGUGUACAAAAACCAUACAUGUAUCUACGGUAUUAAGAGGAAGCCAUAUAGAGUUAAAAACAUUUAGCAGCGGAUUUGAGUCAAAUUGCAAACUUAACGAUCAAGAUUAGUGAAUGCAGAGGAAGGAUGCUUGAUGAACGUCCAUUUCACGGUCAUAAAAACUCCCAUAAUAAGAAACUGUUUUAAAACCCAAAAAUGACCUUUCUCCAAGUGUAAAAUUUGUAGAUGUUAUUUACUACCAAGGAUGUCAAAAAUGAAUAUUUUAUGCAUGUUCUCUAUAACGGUUAUUUGAAUUUAUAAGAACGUUGAAAAUCGAAGAUAAAAGUCGCACUAUUUCAGUAGCCACUUCUUGUAGAACAAGUUUUGCUGACAGCCGGAAAGACGUUCGUUCACAAGCUGGCAUCCUGAAGCAACUAAAGUAUUGUGGGGUUAUGUUGCAUAUUAAUGAAACUUACAACCCCACUUGAGUAAUCAUUUCGGGCCGGAAAAGACAUUUCAGAAUUUCGGUCGACAUGCCAUGAAUAAGCACACCUACUGUAUAUUCAAACAAACAUUUUAAAAAUAAAAAUACAUGGUAAGUAAACGUUUGAUCAGAAACUUUCAUUCAUUCUGGCAUUUUCUCUUAGUCUUAAUGAACAUAGAGAACUGCAGCGUUCCAUUUGAUCUUCUUACCUGUCUUCACUUUUCAAUGGUGCCUGAGACCACCCAAUGAUUGCCUCUAGGAUAAAUACGCUGAAAGUGUGCUUGUUGGCCACGAUAAUGGAAACAAGAAUUGCCUCCAGUUUGUGAAGGUCGGCUUUAAUCAUUCCUCUCUUUAAUCUUUCAAAAGCAGUCUUAUAUUUCAAAAAAGAAUUAUGCGAGCAUACGGUAGUUUUAGAUAAAUCCACUUCAGGCCUGCACAUUUAUUCUGCCAUCGGAGUGAUUAACAAGAUCAGAAGGCAGUCCUGUGUGAGUUUCUACUGGGACCCUCUCCCAUUCCAGGAUCCUCAGAUGUUCCUCCUAGUAGAUGGAUGCUGAUGUGUCCUCAUGUUGGCAAAACUGACCACCUACCUUCCUCACACACAUUUUAGCCCUUGAUCUGGAGAUUUGUAGGCGCUUGCAUUCUGAUUUUUAGUCUAUGCUGUUAUCCUGUUAUUCAUCCUACUAUAAUGAUAGAGAUAGAUAUAAUGUUAACUUGGGAACUUGUCCUUCUAAUAUUCGCUUUUGCUGCGGGUAUUUCUUAUGUCUUUUGGCUGGCAUAACAGUACGACGACAUUUCACAAGGGCCAGGCAUUUUGCUGCUUGAAUUAUGAAUGACGUUAUGUAUCCCCCUAAUUAAUUGUUGCGAAGUUUUUUCUGCUCCAUACGUCUUGCCGUAAAUGCGUAUAUCUGACACGAUAUCCUACAGUGAAUGCGCUAUCUCGCGAAACGUCAAUCGAAAUUCUGAAAUGUGUCUUUGACUAGAAAAUACCAGUAAAGUGGUUUGUGAGACAUAUUGUUGCGUAGUAUGAUCACGAAAUAUUUUAGUCACAGCGAGAUGCCGGCCUGUGAGCAAGCUUUUUUUCAGCCGUUCAAGGAAACUAAAUUAUUUGGAAAAUGGCUACUUAAGUAAUGUAUAUUUUUCCAUUGUCAACAGCGUGAGAUUAGCGGGACGCUAUUGGCGAUGGAGAAUUGGACGGACCGACCGACGCAUGGAGAGAACGCAAGAAACGGUCCUGACCCAAUUCUACGGUCUCCCAAAAGUGCAUAAGAGGAGCUCUUCUCCCCGGCCAAUCCUGUCACUAAAACACAUUCCAACCCUUGGACUAGCCAAUUUGCUGUUUCAACGUCCCAAGUUCCUGACCACAGUCAGCUCUUCAAUGCAGUUCUUGGAGAAACUAAAAUCUCUUGUCAAACGACGCCAUGGAAUCAUUUGAUGUCACGUUCCUUUUUACUUCUCUCCCGCAGGACCUGUCAGCCGAGAGCAUCAAACUACUCCAGCGAGAAAAAUACGAUGAAACGAAGAAUUGCCUCGGAUACUCCAUAGGCUUCAUCACCUGA